This is a messenger RNA of Cercopithifilaria johnstoni, 1581 nucleotides long. The record is from the annotation of a GenBank genome assembly. NCBI's taxonomy places the organism in Eukaryota, Metazoa, Nematoda, Chromadorea, Rhabditida, Onchocercidae.
AUGAUUCAAAGGGAUGCAGUGAGUGCGGAAUGGCCACCACUGCAAUUUCGUAUUUAUGCAUCCGUAAAUUCUCGUGCUAAAGAGAAUUAUGGAAAAAUCGUUCAUCAAAUAGCAUUUUUGGAUAUCGAUGAAGUCAUGGAGAGAGAAGUACAUGUAGACCUCCCAGAACAUACGCGUAACAAUGGCUCGUUAUAUUUGCAUUGCUUUUUGCUACCUGCGGAACAUAAACAUCAGGAUCCUUACCAGGCGUCUUGGCAAAUAAUACAAACAGUUCGUAUAACAACAUACCAAAUUCCUCAGGCAGAAACAUUUCGAUUGAUUACAGAAGCUGAAGAGAAGCGGAAGAAGAAUAAAGAAGCCAGUAGAUCUGUAGAUCAGUUGCGUGAAAAAGGAACACCGGUCACACAUUUCCGCAGCAGACUACCAUUGACAGUUGUUGGUGAAUCACCUAAAUUUGAUUUAUAUGCUCUUCCUGGUGAAAUCUAUCAGCACAUGCAGUUUUUCCACAAAGAAGGCCAAACAUAUUAUUGGCCAAUAUUUUAUAUCGAUGAAUUGAGUUUUCUUACCAAAGAUCUAGUACAGAUAGAACCGGAACAGAAAAGCGUUAUGAUGAAGAUUCAGUACCGACCGAUAUCUAUUGGUAAAUUGCGCUUAUUGAUUACUGCUCAAGCGUCUCUUGCUCAGUUGAAGCGAAUGGGCUUUAGCGAUAAGGAUGUUGAUGAGGUGAAAGGAAUAUUUGUGGACACGAAUUUUUACUUUUUGGCGAUUACAAUGUUUGUUGCUGCUUUACAUAUGUUGUUCGAUGUUCUCGCAUUCAAAAAUGACAUAGCGUUUUGGCGAAAUCGAAAAAGCAUGGCUGGUCUGUCAACAAGAACUGUAUUAUGGCGUUCAUUCAGUCAAUCAGUGAUAUUUAUAUAUCUUCUUGACGAAGAGACGAGUCUUUUGGUAACAAUUCCCACAGCAAUUGGCUGCAUUAUUGAAUACUGGAAAGUAGCCAAAUCUGCCAAAAUUUCAAUUAUUUGGUCAAAAGGCAUACCACAUUUUCGAUUUGGCACUUCCACCGCAGCAGAAAUAGAAACAGAAUCAUUUGAUUCAGAAGCAAUGAAAUAUCUCACUUUCUUACUUAUACCGCUUUGUAUAGGUGGCGCUAUUUAUAGCUUGGCAUACAUUCCACAUAAAUCAUGGUAUAGUUGGAUAAUUCAAUGCAUGGCUAACGGUGUAUAUGCAUUCGGAUUUCUAUUUAUGCUACCGCAGUUAUUUGUUAAUUAUCGUAUGAAAUCAGUUGCUCAUCUCCCAUGGAGAACCUUUAUGUAUAAGGCAUUUAAUACAUUCAUAGACGAUGUGUUUGCAUUUAUUAUCACAAUGCCGGCAUCCCAUCGCGUCGCUUGUUUCCGGGAUGAUGUAGUUUUUGUUAUUUACCUCUAUCAGCGUUACCUUUACCCGGUUGACAAAUCACGCACCAACGAAUUUGGUGAGAGUUUCCAGGAUGCUGAGAUUCCGAAUGUUCAAAGAGCCCAAUCUCCUUCAGUAUUAUUACCAUCUCCACAAUCUGAAUUGAAAGCAAGAAAGAAAACUGACUGA